CCGCUUUCCGCAGCGGCAGGACUUCCGAAGUGUAGGAAAGGUAGUGACUCCUUCGGACGGAAUAAAAUGGAAGGCACAUUGAGCCGACUGGAAGUCCGCACUCCAGUUUUUGACAAGAAAACGGAAAAGUAUUCUGUGGAGAAGGAGAGACGUCGGAUGCGUGUCCAUGAGAACCUCAGAGACCCCGCCUUGCAGAGUGAACAUUCUCACAAAAGGAAGAGGAAGCACAAGAGAAAAGAUCGCCAGUUUCCCGCUUCUCCUCUAGAACAAUCCGAACCCGGUGAAGAGACCGAAAAGGCCUCUCCUGCAGCCAAAAAGAGGAAAAAGGGGAGGGCGUCGGGGGCGCAGGGCGACGCGGGCAUCGUGUACGUCAUGGUGGAUAAAGAAAACAUCGAAGACACCCCGAAGGAUGUUAGGAAGGACGUCGACAUCGUCUACAUUGACGUGAGCAAGGGGCGGGCAUCGGCCAAGGAGCCCGGAGCCCGGCAACGGCACGCAGUUGCCAAGCGACGUGAAAACGAGCCGGAGGAAGCACAUCACGAGGUCAGGAAGGAAAAGAAGCGCCAGAAGGAGGCUGCAUCCUGUGACGAUGAUGCUGGGCAAGGGGGCCGUGAUGCCAGCGCCGGCCUGCCCCAGCCGCAGCCACAGCCGCAGCCCCUGCCUCCGGUGCCCAGCGAAGGCCCGGGCGCGCCACCGCUGGGGGCCGCCCGCGAAAGGAAGUCCAAGAAAAGAAAGAGGGAGACUUCCCACAACCGGGAGUCCGAGCGUCCUGAGACCGGGAGCUCCGAGGGCCGGCAAGCGGCCCACGACGCAGGCGCUCCGGAAGGCAGGGAGGAACCCCGCAAGUUAAAGAAAAGGGCCAAGAAAAGGAGGCGAAGGUCUGCUGGCGACAGUGCCCUUGCGCCUGGCGGUGGUUCAGGCCACCCCGUGAGCUGUGAGCGCCCGGACGUGCCCCCCGAUUCACCGGAAGGUCGCGGCUCCGUGGCUGAGGACGGUGCAGCACCCCAGCAGCCGGAGGAGCAGACGCAGGCGUGCUCGGAAGAGGCGCAGAGGUCAGGGCCUGCCGAUAAAGACAGCGGCUUGGAAUCGGCGAAAGACUCCGAGACACCGUGUUUGUCUGAAGACUCGAGAGACUCGGACGAGGCCGACGUGGACCUGGACGCCGCCGUGCAGCAGCUCCGCGAGUUCAUCCCCCGCAUCGGGGACAGGGCCGCCACCACGAUCAAGCGCAUGUACCGCGACGACCUAGGGCGGUUUAAGGAGUUCAAGGCGCAGGGUGUCGCCAUUAGGUUCGGCAAGUUUUCUGUGAAGGAAAACAAGCAGUUGGAGAAAAACGUGCAAGAGUUCCUGGCCCUGUCGGGAAUCGAGAGCGCGGACAAGCUGCUGUACACGGACCGGUACCCGGAGGAGAAAGCCGUGAUCACCGACUUGAAGAGAAAACACGCCUUCCGCCUGCACAUCGGUAAGGGCAUCGCGCGGCCCUGGAAACUCGUGUACUACCGGGCGAAGAAGAUGUUCGACGUCAACAACUACAAGGGCAGGUACAGCAAAGAGGACACCAAGAAGCUGAAGAUAUACCACUCGCUGCACGGCAACGACUGGAAGAAGAUCGGGGACCUGGUGGCCCGAAGCAGCCUCUCUGUGGCCCUGAAGUACUCCCAGAUCAGCAGCGAAAGGAACCACGGCGCCUGGAGUAAGACGGAAACCCAGAAGCUAAUCAAGGCUGUGGAGGAGGUGAUUCUGAAGAAAAUGUCUCCCCAGGAUCUAAAAGAGGUAGAUUCUAAGCUGCAGGAAAACCCCGAAGGCUGCCUGUCCAUUGUCCGGGAGAAACUCUACAAGGGCAUAUCUUGGGUGGAAGUCGAGGCGAAAGUAGAGACCAGGAAUUGGAUGCAGUGUAAAAGUAAGUGGACGGAGAUCCUGACCAAGAGGAUGACCAACGGUCGGGACGUCUACCGGGGAGUCAACGCACUGCAGGCCAAGGUCAACCUGAUCGAGAGACUGUAUGAAAUAAACGUGGAAGACGCUAAUGAAAUAGACUGGGAAGAUCUUGCCAGCGCCAUCGGGGACGUUCCUCCGUCUUACGUGCAAAGUAAGUUUUACAAGCUGAAGGCCACCUGCGUCCCCUUCUGGCAGAAGAAGACCUUCCCAGAGAUCAUAGACUACCUGUACGAGACGAGCCUGCCUCUGCUCAAGGAGAAGCUGGAGAAGAAGAUGGAGGAGAGAGGCCGGGAGCUGCAGACCCCCGCGGCGCCGAAGCGGGUCUUCCUGUUCCAAGACAUCUUCCGCUGUGACGAGGACAGUGAGGGGGAGGACGGAGCUGGGGGGAGCUAAGGGGGUGCCGGCGCCUCUCGCCCUCUCUCUGCACUUGGUCGUGUUUGCAUACGUGUGCCAGCGAAGCCGUUCCCGGUGUGGACGGUUAGGAAAGACACGGGUGCAGACGUGACGGCGGGUGUUGUGGAGCUUUGGGAACUGACGUCACCAGGUUCAAGUCUGUCUGGGAAGGAAGAGGAGCACAGGCGUUGAUUUCACACUUCGGUCAUGUUGAAAACAACGGCAGCUGACGCUUCUUCUGGAACCACAGAACCCCAAGUCCCCAAGCAGCGGAGGGUGGCCGCGUCCUGUAAACACUUGGUUGCCAGGGGGCCGCUGUGCGCGCCCCAGCACGGUGAGAGCGCCCGCAGCUCCCGGAGCACGCCCGUUGUGCUUCCGGCCCCGCCCCGCUGCUGAGGCCGAGCUCUGGCUCUGGGCGACGGAGUGUAGGUGAGCGUCAGCGGGAAGUGGUGGGCGCGGCGUUUCCUCGGCUGCUUUCAGUUCCUGCCCGUGUGGCGCCGGUGCAGCUCGUCUGCCCGGGCGGCCUCCCGGUGGGUAAGUGGGUGAGCUUUUCUCACAUGACGCCCUCUCCAAGCCAGUCUAGGAACCCGCCUGGAAGCCACCCGCGGGGGAGAAACCCGCACCGUCUUCCAUUCUUCCAGAGAAACUGGCUCUUAGACGGGGAAGCUGCGGUGCGGGUCUCGUGCACCCUCGGGCCUCCAGGAGUCACAAGGGCUCCCAUCGGUCAGGAAAGCAACACACUGCAGGUGCUGCAGACCGGGAGGGACUCCUGUGGGGUCCAGGCGCCGGCAGGGCGGUCGGAUUAGCCAGCAGGGGGGACCUGUGGGGCGGCCACUGCAGCCCCUCUGCCUAGGUGCCCUGGUGCUCCCCCUCCAACUCUGGGCUGCCUGGAGCCCGUGCCGCUCUGUCCCUUCUCGGUCCCUUCUCGGUCCCUUCUCCGCCACGCCGCCUCAGCCAGAACAUGAGUCUCCCAUGGGCAGCCCCUGAGCAGGACCCAGCUGGGCAGGGAAGCUGAGUUCCGGGCUCCUCGCCGCAGCGGUACGAGGCAGCGAGUGCACGGGAGGGACAGUGGGGGUGAGCCGAGUCCCGUGCACAGUGACGCCCCCGUCUGCGCCAGGGUGCAGCCCCAGUGUCCCCCAAGUGUUCUCCCCAGCGUCACUUGAGUUACAUCACGCUGUGACGUUGGUUAACUCUCUACAAAGCUAGACAUUUUCCCAAACCGGCCGUGGCUGGGGAAGGGAGAACACAGACAAACCAGCGUCGGGGUCCCGGGUCCCCACACUCUCCCCAGAACCCCAAACAGCACUGUGCAAAUGCAGGCACUCGAUAAAUACUCAGUGAGCAAAAGAGUGUUUUCUUUUUAGAAAGCAUUUUGCCUUCCGUCACUCCUUGUCUCUCAAACACGUCAGCCUCCGUGCCGAUGGGGAUGUGAAUUGUGUGUUCCUUUGGCAGACAAUCUGGUGGGAUGCCGCGAACCCUUAAGAAUGUACGUAUUCUGUGAUCCAGGAGUUUCACCUCCAGAACCUAAUGAAGUACUAGAACCAGCAUAUGAGAAUGGCACCUUUACCAUGUGAAAAACAAAAAAAAAAAAGUCAAUGUUUCUUAAUAGGAAACUUGUUAAGUAACAGUAUAUUCCUAGAAUGGAAUUGUAUGCAAUAAUGUUAAAUGCUGACAGAUUUGGUUAACACAAAAAGAGGUGAACAGUAUUGUCAACUGAGAUAUUUCAGAAGAGUUUAUAUAUUUUCUCAAUUUUGUAAAAUAAGAAAAUAGAAUGUGUGUAUAUCGGUAUAUUAAAAUAUGUGGGAAGCAU
Messenger RNA from Phyllostomus discolor (pale spear-nosed bat), 4141 nucleotides. RefSeq names its product transcription termination factor 1 (gene TTF1). The transcript has 11 exons. NCBI's taxonomy places the organism in Eukaryota, Metazoa, Chordata, Mammalia, Chiroptera, Phyllostomidae. Bases 67 to 2331 code for a protein of 754 amino acids. The record is from RefSeq and is a predicted model, not a curated record.